CAACGUCCCUCUCCUCAGCUGUAUAAAAUCUCCAUUACUUCAUUCUCACUCACACGAAAACCCUAAAAAUCCUCUCCACACACACAGAUUUCACUCUCUGCAUCCCAACGCACAACGCCACAAUGCGAGAGAUCCUCCACAUUCAGGGCGGGCAAUGUGGAAACCAGAUUGGGGCGAAAUUCUGGGAGGUUGUGUGCGCGGAGCACGGCAUUGAUUCCACCGGAAGGUACAGCGGUGACAACGAUCUGCAGCUCGAGCGCGUCAAUGUCUACUACAACGAAGCCAGCUGCGGUCGCUUCGUUCCGCGCGCCGUGCUCAUGGAUUUGGAGCCCGGCACUAUGGACAGCGUCAGAUCUGGACCUUACGGCCAGAUUUUCCGGCCGGAUAAUUUUGUUUUCGGCCAGUCCGGCGCGGGGAACAACUGGGCGAAAGGUCACUACACUGAGGGAGCUGAGCUCAUUGAUUCGGUGCUCGAUGUUGUGAGGAAGGAGGCGGAGAACUGUGACUGUUUGCAAGGUUUUCAGGUUUGCCACUCUCUGGGAGGUGGAACCGGGUCUGGAAUGGGAACCCUUCUGAUUUCUAAAAUCAGGGAGGAGUAUCCCGACAGGAUGAUGCUUACUUUCUCUGUCUUCCCCUCUCCAAAGGUCUCAGACACUGUUGUGGAGCCUUAUAAUGCUACCCUUUCUGUUCACCAGCUCGUUGAGAAUGCUGAUGAGUGUAUGGUGUUGGACAACGAAGCACUCUACGACAUUUGCUUCAGAACUCUUAAGCUCACCACCCCAAGCUUUGGAGAUCUCAACCAUCUGAUUUCUGCGACCAUGAGUGGUGUAACUUGCUGCCUACGGUUUCCCGGUCAGCUCAAUUCCGAUCUGCGCAAGCUUGCUGUCAAUCUCAUCCCGUUCCCUCGCCUUCAUUUCUUCAUGGUUGGCUUCGCCCCACUCACAUCUCGUGGGUCACAGCAAUACAGAGCCCUUACUGUGCCAGAACUCACUCAGCAAAUGUGGGACGCAAAGAACAUGAUGUGUGCUGCUGAUCCUCGACACGGCCGCUAUCUGACUGCUUCAGCCAUGUUCCGUGGCAAGAUGAGCACAAAGGAGGUCGAUGAGCAAAUGAUCAACGUCCAGAACAAGAACUCUUCAUACUUUGUCGAAUGGAUCCCCAACAACGUCAAGUCUACUGUGUGUGACAUUCCACCAACGGGCCUGAAGAUGGCCUCGACAUUCAUAGGCAACUCCACUUCGAUCCAGGAGAUGUUCAGACGGGUGAGUGAGCAGUUCACAGCCAUGUUCAGGAGAAAGGCUUUCUUGCAUUGGUACACGGGAGAGGGGAUGGAUGAGAUGGAGUUCACUGAGGCGGAGAGCAACAUGAACGACUUAGUCUCCGAGUACCAACAGUAUCAAGAUGCAACAGCUGAGGAAGAAGGCUAUGAGUAUGAAGACGAAGAGGAUGAAUACCAAGAUGAAGCCUAAGUUUUACAACAUUCAUAUCUUUGCAUCGAUUGUUUAGCUAUGUUUGAUAGUUUGGUGUUUGCUGCUAAAUGGUUUUUCGAGAUUGUGUGGUGUCUUUCAUGUCAUAUCUUAUGUUAUUAUACCCUCUGCUAUCAGCUUGUGAAGUUAAUGAAUUUGCAUUGCCAGUAAA
Molecule: messenger RNA, 1638 nt
Organism: Salvia hispanica
Lineage: Eukaryota; Viridiplantae; Streptophyta; Magnoliopsida; Lamiales; Lamiaceae
Product: tubulin beta-1 chain
Biological process (GO): microtubule-based process
Cellular component (GO): microtubule
Molecular function (GO): structural constituent of cytoskeleton; GTP binding; GTPase activity
Source: RefSeq, a predicted model, not a curated record